AUGGUGUUCGAGACAGAAUAUCAGGUUGAAAAUGUGGCCGCGACCCCAGUGGCAGCAGACAAGAUCGAUGCAACUUUUCGAUCUUCUACUACUGAUUUAGUAUCAGCCGCAUUGGGCGGGAAAGUCCUUUCGUUCUCGGACGAAUGGUUUGCGGAGGCCUCCAACCUUCUCACCCCUGGGCCACCUAUCCGGCAGCUAGGCAAAAUGGUCUACUCCGGCGCCUGGUACGAUGGUUGGGAGACCCGCCGCCAUAAUCCCGCGCCUUUUGACUAUGUAGUUAUUCGUCUAGGGGUGGCUUCGGGCAUUGUCGAAGGGAUUGAGGUUGAUACAACCUACUUCUCCGGCAACAAUGCACCAGCAAUCUCCGUGGAAGGCGUCUUCAGCUCUAGCGAUGAGGAGGUGGUUGGCUGGAAGGGAGGUAGGGGUAAAUGGGAGGCAAUUCUUGGGAUUCAAGAGUGCGGACCAACCCAGCGGUUUGCCUGGAAGUUGGCGGCUCCGACAAAGAAGCCAUACACGCAUGUUCGACUGAACAUGUAUCCCGAUGGAGGCAUUGCCAGGUUCAGACUGUAUGGCCAUGCAGUACCCGUGUUCCCGGAGGAUAAAAAUGCCACAUUCGAUCUCGCCUCUGCUCAGAAUGGAGGGGUAGCAGUCUCAUGCAGCGAUGAACAUUUCGGUGCUAUAUCGAAUUUGCUUCUUCCGGGCAGGGGCAAGGAUAUGGGAGGUGGCUGGGAGACGGCAAGGACUAGAGGCAAGGACCAUGUCGACUGGGCAAUUAUACGGCUUGGAACCAAAGGUACAAUCCAGAACUUGAAUGUUGACACUGCAUUUUUCAGAGGCAACUUCCCUCAGAUGGUCAAAGUUGAAGCGAUAGAUUGGUCUGGUGAGGGUGAACCAGGGGCGUUGGCGGAUGGAUGGACAACCAUUGUUGAGCCUAGCAAAUGUGGCCCAGAUAAGGAGCACCUCUUUGAAUCUCUGGUUCCCGACAAGCCAUUCACUCAUGUAAAGCUGAUCAUGAUUCCUGAUGGGGGCGUAAAGCGUAUUCGGGUGUUAGGGAAGAGGGUUGUUUAG
Molecule: messenger RNA, 1068 nt
Organism: Venustampulla echinocandica
Lineage: Eukaryota; Fungi; Ascomycota; Leotiomycetes; Helotiales; Pleuroascaceae
Product: Allantoicase
Exons: 2
Coding region: 1-1068 (355 amino acids)
Biological process (GO): allantoin catabolic process
Molecular function (GO): allantoicase activity
Source: RefSeq, a predicted model, not a curated record